This is a messenger RNA of Adineta ricciae, 1638 nucleotides long. The record is from the annotation of a GenBank genome assembly. NCBI's taxonomy places the organism in Eukaryota, Metazoa, Rotifera, Eurotatoria, Adinetida, Adinetidae.
AUGUUUCACAUUAGAUCAACUGGUUCUUCGAUCAAUGUGGUUUCCGGUGAUAUAAGUGAAGUUCAUGCUGAUAUGAUGAUUUGUAUAAGCACAUCGAAUAAUUUACGAGAAAGUGUCCUUCGCCGCGCUGGUGCAACUGUUCAAAAACAAUACAAAGAACGUUAUUGUAGCGACGAUGCAUUACUUGUCGACGGAGGUUUGACAAAAGCAGAAAAAAUCCUUCUCGUUCCAUGGAAAACCGAAAUUGAUCAAAAAGACAUAGUAAACAGCCUCAAGUCGUUGUCGGAAUUAGUCACCUGGUCGAUCGACAAAGCACAUGAUCGCAAUGUUAAAACGCUUUCAUUUCCUCCUAUUGGUACUGGAGAACUUAAUCUUGAUCCAUUCUUUGUUUGUGAAGCUCUGAUUGGCGCAGCAAGUGAACGUUUACAUCAAUAUCAAAUGAAUGUAAUAUUUGUUAUUUAUCCAAAAAGUAGCCGAAUAGAAGAAGAUGCAUGUUAUCAAAUUUUUCGACAAUAUCUCAAUAGUCUUUGUGCACAAGUUCCUUCAACAUCGAAUGAAAGAAAGCCAAAAAAGACGUCUGAAGUAAAACGACGAGUAUUUAAACGAGAUAUACAAAGUAAACGAAUCAUCACGUUAUCUACAUUGGUAAACAUCAAUGAACAUCAUCAGUUACUGAUCGAAUCAUUAGAAAAAUUAAUAGAUGAACAAGUGUUUGAUCUUAACUUAGUCGAGUCGAAAUUAUCCUCUCAGGUAGAUUCUUUAAUUGACAUUUGUUUGUCUCACAAUGUAUUUCCACGCGUGGAUUGUUCGUCGAAAAAAUUGACACUUCGCGGUGAUCGUGAAUCACGUCUACAAUGUUUUUUCAAUUUAUGUCCUGGGAAAGGCGUUCAUCAGUAUAGUUAUGUAUUUACUGAAAUGGGAGAGAAGUCCGAAGAAAAACAAUUUAAUUCUUAUAUUUCGUUGAAAAUUGACGAAGCAUUUGCAGCCGGAGAAGCAAUGAUAAGAAUUCAAGAUAGUGAACAAUCCAUUUUAGACAUCGAUUUGAGCAAAUUACAAGUACGACCGAUAAAAACCAGACGAAAUGCUUUUCUUGUGAAAAAACCAUUAGAUGAUUCCAAAAUUCGAAUUCCACCGUCAUGGUCUUCUUCACCAUUAAAGAUUCGUACAAAGGAAAUAUCAAAAUCGUCGUAUGAAACUUUGGAAUGUAUUCAUAUUUUUCAACAAACGAUGUCAAUAUCUGAUUGGCAAAUUGAUCGAAUCGAAGCCAUUGAAAACUAUCCGUUAUAUCUACAUUAUAUGCGCAAGAAAAGCGAAAGAACAAAUAUUUAUUUCCACGGUUGUUCAUUUGCAUCUGUUCAAUCAAUUGUUCACUACGGUUUACAUUCUACGAAUGCUUCACACUAUGGUGAUCAUUUGGGAAAUUGCUCAACUGGAUCAAUUUGUUUAACUCGCGACGCUUUGAAUAGUCACUUAUAUGGAACUCGUCGGUGCACCGAUGGAAAACAUUAUCUGUUCGUUGUAGAAUUUAUCAAAUACGACAAUGAUAAUAGUUUUCUUUAUUUAUCCAACGAAGAUGCUUCUUUAGCUCUACCGACAUACUUGAUUGUUUAUCAGCGACGACAACCAGACUUGAAUUAA